Molecule: messenger RNA, 1251 nt
Organism: Rotaria sp. Silwood2
Lineage: Eukaryota; Metazoa; Rotifera; Eurotatoria; Philodinida; Philodinidae
Source: the annotation of a GenBank genome assembly
AUGGAAUCGAAAUCGGUAGCAAUCAUUGGAGCAGGUCCUAGCGGUUUAGUAGCUGCCAACGUACUUUUGAAAGCUGGUUUCAAUGUGACUAUAUUCGAACGGGGACGACAUAUUGGUGGUAUUUGGUGUGAAGAUGCUGCUUACAUCGAUUUACAUAGUCAACAACUUGGAGGUACAAUAGAAUUUUCUGAUCUAUUUGAUGGCGAAGAAUUUGCUUCCUGGCAACAUAUUCAUGAUUAUUUAAAACAAUACGCAGAUCAUUGUCAUCUAACUGAAUGUAUUAAAUUACGAACACGUGUCAUCGAAAUAAAUAAGAAAAAUUUGAAAGAUACAAAUAUUCCAUGGCAAAUCAAAGUGGAAAAGUUCGAUGGUCAAUAUGAGAUAUAUGAAUUCGAUUUUCUCAUCAUAGCUACAGGUCUUUUCAAUGAACUGUACAUGCCACAUAUACGUGGCCAAGAAAAAUUUACAGGAACGAUCAUUCAUGGUCAUAGUUUAAAAUCGCAUAAACAACUUAUUGACAAACGUGUCGUAAUCAUUGGUGGUGGUAAAUGUGCUGCAGAUUUAGCUUCAACUUGUGGUUCGUACGCUCGUAGUUGUCACAUUGUUUUACGACGUGCUCAUUGGAUGUUACCACGCACAUUUGCAGGUGGUUUAUUGCCAGCACGAUAUCUCCUUACACGUCUUUCUUACGCUAUGUAUCCACCAUUUCCUGGUGCACCUCAUUCGAAACUAUUUCUAUAUUUUCAUCGUAGAUUUUCACGCUUAUUAAAAUUCAUCAAUGACAAGAUUUCUGCUGAUAUAAUCGCUAUUAAUGGACCAGAUUUAUAUGAUGAUAAAAUAUUUCUACCGAAUAAUUCGUUUCUUAAUGCUGAAAAUAUAUACGUCAUACCAGAAGAUUUUAUUCAACUCAAACAACAAGGUCGUAUUAUAGGGAAAUUAGAUUCUAUCGACGAAAUUAUUGAUUCAACAACCAUACGACUCAAAUCAGGUGAACAUUUACAAGCGGAUAUGAUCAUAUGUGCAACCGGUUUUAUCAAUAGGUUUCCAUUCUUUUCUGAUACUGAUGCGAAAAUAAUGGGUCUACCGACGAUGCAAACAUCGACACAAUCAAAUAUUGAAACUGAUCUUUAUUUGUAUCGACGUGUUAUACCCGUUGGAGUACCUAAUGUGGCCUUUGUUGGCUAUGUAUCAUGUGCAACACAUUGGAUGGUGAGCGAAGUAGCCAGUCAUUGGGUAUCAGAGUAUUUUUAG